GGUAGACCUUGAGAUUUGGCAAUCUCACAUCAAGUACAAGUACUAUUUUAACUAUGAUCACCAACAUGCACAUGCAGCACGAGCCGGCGAGGACGGUUCUUGCGCAGGUGGAGGACCAGCAGAGUUGUACUAGAGUGGGACAAUUCCGUAACAAAAACUCUCGCUCUCCGUCGGAGGUCCGGAGGAAAUUGUCCCAUGCGAGUGGUGGAGCGCAGCUUCUGUUCUUGCUUGAUCUUCUUGACGUCAUCGUCCGGUGUGAGUGUGCGCCGGUAGCGGUGGAAGAGGAACACUUGAUGCUGGCGUCCCGGGUAGUUUCUCGUCCGCCUAUCCGCCGGUCAGGACCCGGACCGCAACAAGUACUAGAUGAAGACCACGCGCGCCGGCAUGAAGUAGUUGAGCCGACCCACCAAUUUCUCUUGCAGCCGCCAGAAGUUACUUCGUGGUCCUCCCGAGCAGGCGAAGCUGCGCAAGACGACCCUGGCAGCACACCAGAAAGUGCUGCGCCCGUCUUCGACUUGAGAUUCGUGCCGACGGACCAGGAAGUAGAGACCGCGAGCGGCGGAGGGAUAGUACAUCAACCCGCGAGCACCAGAACAAGUGAG
Molecule: messenger RNA, 602 nt
Organism: Amoebophrya sp. A120
Lineage: Eukaryota; Dinophyceae; Syndiniales; Amoebophryaceae
Source: the annotation of a GenBank genome assembly